Hippocampus comes (tiger tail seahorse) is the source of this 1166-nucleotide messenger RNA. Its product is annotated as poly [ADP-ribose] polymerase 4-like. The transcript is spliced from 9 exons. Bases 240 to 1151 code for a protein of 303 amino acids. The record is from RefSeq and is a predicted model, not a curated record. Gene Ontology annotation, molecular function: NAD+ poly-ADP-ribosyltransferase activity. Gene Ontology annotation, cellular component: cytoplasm. NCBI's taxonomy places the organism in Eukaryota, Metazoa, Chordata, Actinopteri, Syngnathiformes, Syngnathidae.
GUCAGUAUAAACUUCCAAAGUUUCUUUAAUUCGCGUCGCUACAUCGUCGUAUUGAACCACGGGCAUGUGUUUGUAUGGUUAAUCUUCAGUAUCAACGACCUUUACUCUCUUCCGAUACUCAGUCAUCCUAACCACGGUUAUCAGCCAAAAAAAACGAAGCAAGGCACCUGGGUUGUUCUUGUUUAUUGAAGCCAUUUCACCUUGAAUCCAAAAGGCUUCUUCAGGUCAAAAUUUCAGGCAUGGCUGUGUUUGACAAGUGCUCAGUGCUUUUGGACCUGAAAAACUUGUCCUUUAAGGAGAGGAAGAGUCUGAAGUUGUCCGUGACAGAAAAUGGAGGAAGCCUUUGUUUUGUGGUCAACAAACAAUGCUCCUUCGUCGUGGUCAGCAAUGUGUCACACCUCAGCCCAAACAGACUGCGGAGCAUCUGCAAGUUCCAGACCCCGGUGGUGGGGCUGGAUUAUGUGCACAGUUGUCUGCAGAAAGGCAUCCUUCUUCCUGUGGAUGACUACAAACUGGACAUAUCCUCCCUAGAUGCGUCUUCUCACAUUCUUCCUCUCUGCUCAACUGAACAAAGUCCAUUCAAAGAUGAAGAGAGCAGAGCUGUUGUCAAGCCAUCCAAGGAUAAAACCUACCCUCCAGAUAAGAGUGGAAGCGUACUGGGCAAGUUCAGGAUUUAUACAGAACAGGAUGAAGAUAUUCCAGCAUAUCCAGAUGACUUCAAUGUUGCCAAGUAUUCCAUCUUUCAUAAGAAUGACAGCGGAACUUGGUGUGUGUUGGAGCUGCAGAGCGCCAAAGGACAGAAGAGGCAGCAGUACCGCGUGAUUAACUACCGGAAGAACCAGACAAUACCAAAUGACAUGGUGACAUUCCCAUCGACCUCAGAGGAGGCUGUGGAGGUCUACCAGGCACUGACUGACAUCCUGCUGGCUUCGGGUCUGCGCCCAUGGGCCAGCAUUCCCCCGCAGGAUCAGAACCUUGGCUCGUACGCCCUUCAGCAGCUGCUGCUGGAGGAGAAGCUGAACACCGGAGUCUUGUCACGAGACGUGGCCGUCUUUGUGGAGCUGCUGUGGACUGAGGCCCUGGGUUGCCUAGGCAACAUCCUCAAAGUUCCUGUUAGCAAACUCAGCCUCAAUGACGUAAGACUUUCCUGAUUGUACCACGAUCAG